Molecule: messenger RNA, 355 nt
Organism: Symbiodinium necroappetens
Lineage: Eukaryota; Dinophyceae; Suessiales; Symbiodiniaceae
Source: the annotation of a GenBank genome assembly
GUGUUCGGAGCACGACCUCAACUCCUGCUUGGUGCAGCUCGGUGACGGUGAGAAAGGAAUCCGCACCACACCACUCUCAAAGGUGGCUGGGCACCUGCCAAGCAUCGGCUUCGGUGCCCAAGCCUUCGAGGACACCCCCGUACUCGCGCUUCCCGCAAGUGGAUGCAUUGGACUACAUUUGUGCUCCCAAGCUCGCCGCUUUGAUCAGGGCUCAAGCCUGUCUUCGGCACGCCGUCUUUGGACCAGAAGCGAAGUCAUGCAGAACCAAUACAGGCACAGAAUCCACAGCAACCAUGUGAAAUCACAACGAUGGUUUCCUGCCAGCAGACAGCAUGAAUGCGCGAUCUAUUUGUAA